Molecule: messenger RNA, 1184 nt
Organism: Seriola dumerili (greater amberjack)
Lineage: Eukaryota; Metazoa; Chordata; Actinopteri; Carangiformes; Carangidae
Exons: 8
Coding region: 100-1065 (321 amino acids)
Biological process (GO): T cell activation; interleukin-15-mediated signaling pathway; positive regulation of ERK1 and ERK2 cascade
Cellular component (GO): membrane raft; external side of plasma membrane
Molecular function (GO): protein tyrosine kinase binding; MHC class II protein binding
Source: RefSeq, a predicted model, not a curated record
AAGUGACACUUCACUAAAACAGGGAAGUGAACGCCUCCUAAAGAAGCCUCAGCUCAUUUGUUCUCUCAGUCGAAGGUGUGAGAAGGAGACAGGAGCACGAUGGUUGAACUCAAAUGGACUAAAUGGAUUAAAAUGUCUUUGUUUGUGAUGCUGGGGCUUCAGUUCACAGCAGCUGUCACAGGACAAGAUUCCUUCUUUGUCAGAGUUGUCGGAGAUGAAGCCGCUCUGCCUUGUAAAAAUGCCAGACAUGAUCAGGAUAAAUGUGACGCUACGACCUGGACCUUCAGUUCAACUUCUGCAUCAGUAGAGCUGGUUGUUCUGGGGAAGAUUGGUGAGAACGCCAAGAGUAAAUCAGACAGACUGAGUCUGACAGAGAACUGUUCUCUGGUUCUAAAGAACGUCACACGUGAGGAUGCUGGUCGUUACGGCUGCAGACAGUUUGACAAGUCAGGACAACAACAAGGUUCAGACUCUGUGGUUGAUCUGUCUGUUGUUUCCAUGACUGAACAGAAGGACGGUGAUAUGGUCGUCUUGCUCUGCUCAGUGUCGGCAUAUGGCCACUGUGGAUACCUAGUGCAGUGGCUGUAUGAGGGUAUUAAGGAUGAUUGCAUCAACAUAGAGUCAACACCUCGUACCUGCUCAGCCCGUGUGUCAUUUAACACUGCUCAUCUUCAUCACAAGUCAAAGUAUCAGGAGUCAUUCAAGUGUGAAGUGAGAGAUAUAAACGGAAAGGAACGGCUGCUGUUUACCUUCAUCCCUCAGUCCUCAGGAGAGAAAACAGUUGUACCAAAUGGAAACGGAACAACUCAUCAAGCUGCUACAGAUUGUUCUGCUCUGACCUUCAUCAUGUUGCUGAUGCGUGUGGCUGAACUCCUCCUCAUCACUGUGAUCACUGUUCUCCUCGUCAGAGCUCGAGGGAACCAGAGAGCACCUGAAUGCAACACUGUCUCAGACUCAGUGAGAAGCACAACAGUGAUGCGUUCAGGUGCAGCAGCCAGUCAGGUGAACAAUGAUGAUGAAGAUGAUGGUGCAGUGAACUAUGAAAACUCUGUCACACUUCACUGAUCAACAACUUCCACAUCAACAUCAACUCAUCAGAAACUAGAGCCACCUCCUCGUGGUCGUAUCCCUCCACCACUCAGUUCCAGGUCACUUCCUGUUUAUCCAGAGUCAGAGAAAAUAUG